AUUAUAAUUUUUAUGAGAAAAAUUAACGUGACAUAGGAUAAUAUCAAUCAUAAUUUAGUACACAUAAGAAAUCACAAGCUGUGAAUUUUGUGAAGGAACUCCUUUAUUUAAGUCCUUUGUCAACAUUUCAAAACAUGAUGCAAUAAGUAAAUAAAUAAGUGAAAAAACUCACAUCUAAGUUUUACACUAUCCUGGUAUAUCUAAUCAUGUUAUGUUUUGUCCACCCCACCCUUGCAUGCCUCCAUGGAUUUUUAGUGUUCUAUUUUUUCAAAGCAAGGCGGAGAGCCAUGUCAUCUGAAGAUCUCAAGGCCAGCGGAGACUCACUGUCAGCAGGGAGGGGAAGGGGCAGGGGGGUAUACAAGGGUCCCUGGGGGGGUGGGGGAACAGGGGGGCUCCAGGACAGGAGGACCAACUCCUCCCCCUCUGUCAACUCACCCGACCCGGCUGCAAAGGAUGGUGGGAAGACUCCAGAGAAGCCACAGCUGAGAAGACCCUUCCCACAAACCAUCAGAGACCACAGCAUCAAGACUGAUGAUGAUGUGGACAGUACAGAUAGCAGAAGUACAGACACUGAUGACACAUCGGUCAGUUCCGACAAGAACGCGGUCACUUCUUCAAAACUGUCCGUCCACGCUGCAGAGUUUGUACCCAGAACUGUGGUCCAGACAAGGGGCUCUAACUCUGAUAUCAACGCCAUUGAGCACCUGAAGUCCACGCUAACCCAGCUGACAGACAACCCCGGAGACUUCCAUGACCUGCUGGGCCCUCUGUCUGACACACUGAACGCCUGGGUUAGUGACGGAAACACGGUCCUGGAGAUCGUAGACAUCAUCUAUGAACAGGCAUGUGAACAGCCCAACUUCAGAUACACCGGCGCGGUACUUUGUGACCACCUGUCCCAGACCCUGACAGUGACCAGUGAGACAGGAAACUUCCGGCAACACCUGUUGAAACACUGUCACCAGGAGUUUGAGGGUCGAGAGGAGGCCGUACAGGACCGCAGCAGGCUGCCCAGGCUGGAGAGAUACACGCUCUUCAUGGCGGAACUCUUCCUCGCACUGCAGAUCCAUGUGAAUGGUAAGCCACAGCGCAUGGUUAUACUGAGGAAGGCCCUGAGAGAUCUCAUCAACACACUACUGGAUCAUCCUUCUGAUAGUACACUCAGAUGUGCUGCUCAAGCACUCAAGCUGACUGGAGGUGCCUUUGAAGACUACUUGGACCUGAAGGAGGAGAAUGUGGAGGAGAGUAAGAAGGAGAUGGACGAGAUCUUCUCCAAACUUAAGAAAAGUGCUGCUGAAAGGAGAAGUGACAUCAGCAAAAACGUUCUGCUACUAAUAGUGACGGUUGUUGAGCUGCGAGCCAAGAACUGGAACAAGGAGGAGCCAGCCCCCGCCGCGGCGGCCGCCCUGCCCUCCCACCUACAAACACUAGAACCUGUCUACUUUGGGAAGGAUGGCAGGCCCAUCAACCCCACAGACACAGCCUUCUGGGAAGGAGCAGCAGCAGAGGACUACUAUGGUGACUACAGUGACUACAGAGAUUACUACACUGAGGAUGGGGAGGAGGAGUACUAUGAUGGGUCAUUCCCACCCUUUGAGCUGGAAGACGGAAGUGAAAUGGACGAUGAAGCUGCGAUGGCCUUUGAAGAUUUCCUUCGGGACAGUGAACAAAUCUAACUCACCAACAACAGGAACUCUUACCAUGCUGAUAGACCACGCCACUCUCAUUACCUAACUGUAGAUAAUCCCUCUUCUAAACCAAAAAGUAGAAAUCUGACCAAAAAAUACUAUUCUUUUGGCAUGUACCAAGUUUUGUACAUCAAAAAGUUUAUGGUUUAGGUACUGCGAAAUAUAUAUUUUACAGUAUAACCCUUUGAUACAGUUACCAGUGACCAACCAAUAUGACACAUUCGUUUGGUUGCAUGCACUUUCUAGUGUUUUUGAGGUGCAAAAUAAAGAGGCAUAUCUACAAUUUAGGUAACGAAUUGGCAGUGAAUUGUAACAGCAGAGUGAAAAUACAUGCAACUGCCUCACAUAGUUAUAGUACUGUUCAUUAUCAUGCUUUAUCUUUGAUGACUGAAGGAGAAAGAAACAAACUGAGCUAUUAUGUUACAAUGUAUAUUCUGAUCAUGUUAAAUGCUACCCAAGGAGUCUUAAACUACUUUAAAACUUGCUUAUCAACAAUAGUCCUAGAAGUAAUCUGAUUUUGCUAUAUGAAGGUCAUCUUGUCAACAUCUAAAUUGUAUUUGGCUGGACAUUUUGUUUUCUCAACUCUUACCUCUGGUCACUCAAAUAUGACAGCUGCUUCAAGGUUCUUGGUGCCAUCUUGCUUCAGUUGCAACAACAUCUAGCUUAUGCCUAAAUGUGCACAUGUAUGCUCUCAUUUCUUCAGCAAGGGUAUUCUGCUUUGUUACAUGUAGACAGGUAGUCUGGCCUUGGUUUUGGUUUUAACAAAAAGGAUAGAGAGGGAGUUGAAAACACAUUCAGAAAAGGAGUAAGUUGAAGUAGUAUGAAUAGGAGGCAUUUGUGCAUGUUUACUUACAAUGAAUGACAAAUGCAUUUGAUUUAUUGGUACAUCAGACUUCAAUGUUUAAGUGUCAGUUUGAGAGUUGGAGAAAAGUCAAGUCUUAGUAGAUCAAUGGUAGGAAGGGAGUGUUACAAAGAGACAGCAGUGUAUACAUGUAUGAUUUACAGUUUGGUCCAAAACUUUUUGGGAGACGGACAAAAAUCCAAGCAUGUGUAGAUGUCAUCCACAUAAUCAAAUCAAAAUGGCCUAAGGAAUAGCAGCACCAUAAUAUAGAGGUAUGUUUCUUUUACAUGCUCAAAGUGAAGCUGGUAUGAUAAGCCAAGGGGAAGUUACACUGACUAUAUACAGAUACAGAUGGUGCUAAGAUUGUACCUGCCGUUAUAUUAGGUCAUAACUGAUUGCACUUCAAUAGCAAACUAAUCUCAGGUCGUAUGAAGCAAACGUGUGUGUUUAGCAAUGUCAAACAUUCUCUGUUGGUGUACAUGUACAUUACUACUGGAAAAACAAAGUUUAAGCACUUUAAAGCAGAUUUGCUACGUCUCAAAGUGAAAUUGACUGCUGGAACAGAUCUGAAGCAUUUAAUUAAUAGUAAUUGAAAUGCUAUGUACAUUUUCAUAUAGACAAGUAUUAUGUUGCACCUUAGUAGCUUAGGCAGUUGGCAUAUUGUUUCCAUUUUGUUAACUUUUUCCUUGUUUUUUACUAACAAAAAAGCAAAGGUAGCAGCUACAUUAUGAUUAUGCUGAGCAAAGAAAUGUACAUAUAGCUCCUAAGUACAGUAAGUGCACAACUACUUGGGACUAUAUAUAUAUGUGAUGUUGGCCUUCAACGCUAUGAAAAAGUACCUAUUUUCUGUUUUUUUUUUGUUCCUUAGUUGAGAUGUUCCUGUCCAUGUCUUGUAUAUAUGUGUAUGCAGAUGACUAUUUCUCACAGUUGUUAUAUCAUUGAUGUUUCUUGCACUAAAUAAAAAGAAGAAAAGGCUCUA
Branchiostoma belcheri (Belcher's lancelet) is the source of this 3508-nucleotide messenger RNA. RefSeq names its product polyadenylate-binding protein-interacting protein 1-like. Gene Ontology annotation, molecular function: translation activator activity; RNA binding; protein binding. The coding region runs from base 207 to 1676 and encodes 489 amino acids. Gene Ontology annotation, biological process: regulation of translational initiation. The transcript is spliced from 9 exons. The record is from RefSeq and is a predicted model, not a curated record. Lineage: Eukaryota; Metazoa; Chordata; Leptocardii; Amphioxiformes; Branchiostomatidae.